Molecule: messenger RNA, 1493 nt
Organism: Chenopodium quinoa (quinoa)
Lineage: Eukaryota; Viridiplantae; Streptophyta; Magnoliopsida; Caryophyllales; Amaranthaceae
Product: tetrapyrrole-binding protein, chloroplastic-like
Exons: 1
Coding region: 360-1250 (296 amino acids)
Biological process (GO): chloroplast-nucleus signaling pathway
Cellular component (GO): chloroplast
Molecular function (GO): tetrapyrrole binding
Source: RefSeq, a predicted model, not a curated record
CACUUGUCACCAUCCCUCAUUAUUGCAUUACAUAUCACCCACAAAUUUUCCUCUCUGGGUUUUUUUUUUAAAAAAUUUCUAAUAAUAAAAUUUUCCCAAAAAAACACCAAUAUCUCCAGCAUAUCAUAGCAUAAUAAAAGCAAAUAAGAAAAUGAUAAAGUAAAGAGAAAAUCCCACCCUCACCCUUUUCUAACCAAUCAAAAUCAUUCUUUCUAUCCUCUUGGAUCAACCUCCCCUUACUUCCUAGUUGUCCUAACCUUAUAUCUCUAUUUCCCUCCCUUCUUUUUAGUUUCAUACUUGUCAUUUUACUCACCACCAGCAGCCCUUGUUCAUUCACCACUACCAAUCCAUCUCUUCCUAUGGCCUCUAUUCACCACCACCAAUCUCAGCACUACUCUAGCCCAUACUCGGGGCCGAGCACGACAACACGUCGUGCUCGGCGACACUCCUUAGACUACUCCUCCCUCCCUUCCUCUUCCACCAUUUCCUUCAAACACCCCAAUACCAUCUCCCUACAUUCGCACAUGAUCACAUUACCUUUCACUACCUCUACCGCGGCCACUACCACUAACACCCCUACCACUUCUCCCGAUACCGCCUUUUCUUUAGACACCCUCCAACGCUAUCUCGCCUCUGGUGACUUCCGCCGAGCUGAUGAUGAAACUCGCCGUCUCAUCAUCGUACUUGCCGGUGAAGCUGCUGUUAAACGUGGAUAUGUUUUCUUUUCGGAAGUUCAGUUCAUACCCAAGGAUGAUCUUCAGGCUAUUGAUGAGCUUUGGAGGAAGUUUAGCAAUAACCGCUUCGGCUACAGUGUUCAGAGGAAGAUAUGGUUGAAGGUUGAUAAGGAUUUUACUAGGUUUUUUAUUAAGGUUGGCUGGAUGAAGAAGCUUGAUACUGAAAUUGAGCAGUUCAAUUAUAGGGCGUUUCCUAAUGAGUUUUUAUGGGAGCUUAAUGUUGAUGAUAAGGUCGAGUCUAACAAUAAGGACUCGACUAAUAAUAGUAAUAGUAAUAAUAGUAGUAAUAAUAACGAUGUUGCUGUUCCUCCUGAAGGGCAUUUGCCGUUGACAAAUGCCCUUAGAGGAACACAACUAUUGAGUUGUAUUUUGAGUCACCCUGCUUUUGAUGGUGGAGAAAGUGAUGGAUUUGAUAAGGGAGAGGAUGAGCAAGGUGUGGUUGAUGUAAGUGAAAAGAAGAAAUCAAGGUUUGCUGCUUUAAGGGAUAAGUUGUUUAAGCCUAAUUAUAGUUUUUAAUUAUUGAUUAGGAGGUAAUUAUGAAUUAAAGAAAAAAAAUAAAUGUUGAUUUUUGUAUUUAUAUUCAUAUAGUAGUAGUAGUUUUUAUUUUAUUAUUGAUGAUUCUCCAUCUUUUGGCUUAUUGAUGGGUUUUGUUUAGUUAUAAUUAAUGUAUAAUUUGAACUAUAUUCGAUUGAGAUUGUUUGUAAAAUUUGAGUUAUUAUAUAAUAUGGGAUGAUAAAGUAUUAGCAUGCUGUUUUUUCU